Messenger RNA from Labeo rohita (rohu), 5919 nucleotides. RefSeq names its product BTB (POZ) domain containing 11a (gene abtb3a). The record is from RefSeq and is a predicted model, not a curated record. Gene Ontology annotation, molecular function: protein heterodimerization activity; structural constituent of chromatin; DNA binding. The transcript has 17 exons. The coding region runs from base 278 to 3343 and encodes 1021 amino acids. Lineage: Eukaryota; Metazoa; Chordata; Actinopteri; Cypriniformes; Cyprinidae. Gene Ontology annotation, cellular component: nucleosome.
GUGAAUGAUGCAGUGGUUGGUGAAGGCGUUCUGAGCUCUCGAAUUACGCACGCAAAGUUGGAAGCAGAGGCGCGCAUUGGAGAUAUUUUUUUCGGGUGACUUAACAACACGCUAAACGAAUUGUCAUUCGUUGCGCGCACUUGUAGAUUUGUGUUUGCGCGUGAAAUUAGGUGGCAAGACAUUCCUCUACUGCUCCGAGGACAGGGCGCGCCACUGGAACGCGCUUUGGGCUUUCUUUAAAAUAUCAGGCAUAAGCCUAACAUUAUGAGGUGCAGCCAUGGCAGGCAAGGGUAAGACAGCUGCGAGGACGCUGGAGGAUUUAACGCUCGAUUCCGGUUAUGGUGGAGCGGCGGAUUCCUUCAGGUCGUCCAGCGUGUCGCUCUGUUGCUCGGACACGCAUCUGUCGUAUGCGCAUGGGGGCAACUGCUGGCAUCUGACUGAAUCCAUGCACAGCAGACACAACAGUUUGGACACGGUCAACACAGUCCUGGCGGAAGACACGGAGAUCCUGGAGUGCUCGGGCCAGUGCGCCAAGCUGCCCGAGCUGGAGGAGGACGUGCCGUGGAGUCUUGGAGAGGUGGAAGGCGCGCUGCGCAAAGACGAGGAGCUGUGCGUGGGGAACGCGUCGCGGGAGAUCAUAGCCAAGCUCUCCGCGCUGGUCAGCCGCGCUCUGGUGAGGGUUGCCCGGGAGGCGCAGCGACUGAGUCUGCGUUACGCCAGAUGCACCAAACACGAGAUCCAGAGCGCCAUCAAGAUGGUCCUCUCGUGGACCAUCUCCGUGAACUGCAUCACUGCGGCGCUCAGCGCGCUGUCGCUGUACAACAUGAACACGGGCGAUAAGUUCAGCCGGGGGAAGUCUGCCCGAUGCGGACUCGUCUUCUCCGUAGGGAAGUUCUUCAGGUGGAUGGUGGAUAGCCGGGUGGCCCUGCGCAUCCACGAGCAUGCGGCGAUCUACCUGAGCGCUUGUAUGGAAAGCCUGUUCCGAGAGGUGUUCAGCCGGGUGCAGAGGAGCGCGCUGGUGGAGAAGGAGAACGGAGUGCCAAAGUUUUCCGUGGAGUCCCUGGAACAGGCCAUAAAUAACGACUCGGAGCUGUGGGGGCUUUUGCAGCCGUAUCAGCACCUCAUUUGUGGCAAGAACGCAAGCGGUGCAUUGAGCCUGCCGGACAGUCUGAACCUGCACCGUGACCAGCAGCGAGCAGGGAAAACGGGAGAGGGCCAUGCCUACAGCCAGGCUGAACUCCGCACCAUUGAACAGUCCCUCCUGGUGACCCGCGUGGGGAGCAUCGCAGAGCUCAGUGACCUGGUGUCCCGUGCCAUGCAUCACCUUCAGCCUCUGCACAUCAAGAACCCCAGUAAUGGUACGCCUGUACAUCAGAACCGCACCGGCAGCGUGCACUGGGAACCGGAGGCCCUCUACACGCUCUGCUACUUCAUGCACUGUCCUCAGAUGGAGUGGGAAAACCCUAAUGUUGAACCCUCGAAGAUCACCCUGCACACUGAGAGGCCGUUUUUGGUGUUGCCUCCGCUGAUGGAGUGGAUCCGGGUGGCCGUUGCGCACACAGAGCACCGCCGGAGCUUCUCUGUGGACAGCGACGAUGUACGACAGGCAGCCCGACUGCUGUUACCUGGAGUGGAUUGUGAGCCGCGGCAGAUAAAAGCAGACGACUGCUUCUGUGCCACACGGAAACUGGACGCUGCAUCCACAGAAGCAAAAUUCCUGCAGGACCUGGGGUUCCGGAUGCUCAACUGCGGACGAACUGACCUGGUCAAGCAAGCAGUCAACCUGCUCGGGCCAGAUGGCAUUAACAGUAUGAGUGAACAGGGCAUGACCCCUCUCAUGUACGCGUGCGUCCGUGGGGACGAGGCCAUGGUGCAAAUGCUGCUGGAUGCCGGAGCAGACAUCAACAGUGAGGUGCCCAGCUCACUACACAAGCACCCCUCAGUUUAUCCUGAUACCAGGCAGGGGACUCCACUCACAUUCGCCGUGUUACACGGACACGUCCCUGUCGUUCAGCUUCUACUGGAUGCCCGUGCUAACGUGGAGGGAGCGAUUCAAGAUGGCGCGGAGAACUACACAGAGACACCUCUCCAGUUGGCGUCUGCGGCAGGCAACUUUGAGCUGGUCAGUCUGCUUUUGGAAAGAGGAGCAGACCCUUUGAUUGGCACCACUUACCGUAAUGGCAUUUCCUCCGGUCCUCUGGGUGAAAUGAACUCGUACAGCCUGGCAGCAUCACACGGACACAGGAACGUGUUCCGGAAGCUUCUGUCGCAGGUGGAAAAGGACAAAGGGGACGUGCUGUCUCUGGAGGAGAUCCUAGCCGAGGGCUCGGACACCGUAGAAAGGAGAGCACCACAGAACGAAGGCACCCUCCGGACAGGCAAGGCCAAACUAAGGGCCCUCCGCGAGGCCAUGUACCACAGUGCCGAGCACGGCCAUGUGGACAUUACCAUAGACAUCCGAAGCCUGGGUGUGCCCUGGACCCUGCACACAUGGCUGGAGUCCUUGCGAACGUGCUUUGUGCAGCAGCGGCGGCCGCUGAUCCAAGGCCUACUGAAGGACUUCAGUUGCAUUAAAGAAGAUGAAUACACGGAGGAGCUCAUCACACACGGACUGCCACUCAUGUUCCAGAUCCUUCGAGCCAGCAAGAACGAAGUGAUCAGCCAGCAGCUGUCAGUCAUCUUUACCCAAUGCUACGGGCCUUUCCCAAUCCCCAAACUCACUGAGAUCAAAAAGAAGCAAACGUCUCGUUUGGAUCCACACUUUCUCAAUAAUAAAGAGAUGUCUGACGUGACAUUUCUGGUGGAAGGAAAGCCCUUUUAUGCCCAUAAAGUGCUGCUCUUCACUGCCUCUCCAAGGUUUAAGUCUCUGCUGUCUAACAGACCAGCGGCUGAGAACACGUGCAUCGAGAUCAGUCAUGUCAAAUACAACAUUUUUCAGCUGGUAAUGCAGUACCUAUACUGUGGCGGCACUGAGUCACUGCACAUCAGGAACACUGAAGUUAUGGAGCUCCUGUCUGCAGCCAAGUUCUUCCAACUUGAUGCUCUCCAAAGACACUGUGAAAUAAUCUGCUCCAAGAACAUCACCACUGACACCUGCGUAGAUAUAUACAAACAUGCCAAGUUCCUGGGGGCUCUGGAGUUGGCAGCCUUCAUCGAGGGCUACUUCCUGAAGAACAUGGUGCUCCUGAUCGAGCUGGAAAACUUUAAGCAGCUACUGUACGAGGUUCCCGCAGAGAGCCCCGGUCCAGGCCCGUCCUACGACGUCCUCCACGACCUGGAGAGAACCCUGGCCCUGCGAAUCCGCUCCAUCCAUCUCUCCACAUCCAAGGGCUCCAUCGUCUGACACUUUCUCCAAACUCACGCCAACCGCUCCAUACAGUGCUUUCAUCGAGAGCUCCAUUAUUGUGUGCCAACCUGUUGGAGACAUUUCAAACAUCAUGACCAGCACCUGCCCGACGGGACGUACCAAGAGAUUGCAUUUCUACAUCUCCACAAUGUUGCAAAAAACGUCAGCCUGCUGAACUCAUACCAUUCCAAGGGCUACGUUUACGUUGUGGAAUCAUUACAGCAACAUUAUGACGCCCAACGAACGUUAGUGCCCAGGGAAACCAAGGCUCCUGAUGUCAUUACUGCUUCGGCAAUGCAUGCAGACGGAACGGGUUCGUUUUAGGUGGAACUGAACGAAUGUCAUGCUACCUGCCGAGGACAGUUUUAGUAUAUUACUCUCCAAUUGACGUAAUAUUGUUAGCCUGAACCUUAAAUUGGUGUAACAUUCCCUCCAAAUGACACUUAACGCUAAACAAACAAUGCAUGUUCAGUUAGGUGAUGCUGCCAUCAAGUUUCCCAAGCCAUCUGUGUUCAAGCUGGACAAUAACAUCCACUAGGUGUAGAGUUUUACAAAGGAGGUGUUUUGUAUACUUAAUACUCACAUCCAACUACAACUUUUGGUAUUUGUGACACUGAACAAUAAUACGCCAGCUGUUUAACUUGUGUUUAACGCUUUGCGGUUUUAAAGAAAUAGGGAUUUGCUACCUUCAGACUGAUCCAACACAAAUUACCCAACCAUUGGCAGACUAACUUGUUGCUUUUAGGUUAAACGUCUCACCGAAAGUUCAUCGUCAAGCUGUUUGUUUCAACCCACUCGUUUUAAUCUACCACUGUGCUUAGUACACUUAAAACUGAGCAGUUCGUCCUUGCCUUGAGGUCGCGUAACCAACUGAUCAACUGUGUUGAAUAAUCUGCAUGGAUCCUUCUGUAAAAUACAAAAAAGGCGCUCAUUUUCCUUUUCGUGGAUGCAGAUUUACUAACACCAUUUGUGCAGGACUGUCCUUUGAGGUCUUUGUUGCUUGCGAGUUUGUCGAAAUCAGAUGCCACUGCACUGGUCGCCACCUUCGUGACCCAAUGUACAUAUUCCCGGUUCUCACCUGCUGCACUGCUUUUGUUCAAUGUGAAAAAUGUGAAGCCAGCUCAAAACAAGCUGUUUUACCUGUGCAUGUUCCGGUUUUUCUGUGUUCGUCUGUAACCCUUCAGGAUGUUGGUAAGUUCGAAACUACACUGGACGUACCGGCAGAAGAUUAUGUUGGCCAGGCUGAACCCAAAGUAACAGAUUUAGAAAUAUAUGAAGCAUUUCAUCCAAAGAUUAUACAGAAACAACAUCAGAAUUUCAACCAAAUACGUCAUUUAUUGGCACACGUGAGAUAUGAAUAUGGAUGAGUAAGGGAUAAUGUUGUAAGCAAGUUGUUAUCGCAAAAUAAAGCCAGACAGACUUAUCGGCUGUUGUGUCCACCUUAUUUUUUAACGUGGAAGUAAGCUGUAAGCCAUCCGGUUCAUUAAGCGCUGUAGGGAAAUAGCAAGAAUAACAACAAAGUGCAGUAAACUGUAAAACUGUUUGCACUACAAACCACUGUGUGCAUAAUUAAGCUAAUACCUUAAAAUAAUAUGGUAAGACACGCCAAUAUCAAGCAGCAAAACAGCUGGAAGCAGAUGAGACCGGAAGCCUCGCACAUUAUGAUAUUUACAAAUGGCUACAUCUGCUCUUACAGAAAAAUAAGGCGGAUAAGACUUAAGGGCUUUAUUUUGCAAUAAAAACUGGCUGGAUGUACAUUAUCCUGCUUAUUACACGGCUACUUGCCACAAAAAUAAAUAAUUAUACAUGAAAUACUGAUUUCAGUUCAAAUAUUCAAACGCAAAACUUCUGUUAAGUAAGAAAGCCCUUGCAAAUGUCAAGUUCAAACUAGACCGCAUUUGACCACAUGGAUAAUUAUGGCGAUAAAAGACAUUGAUUUAAGCUGCUUUAAACUGUUUAAAAUCUUUAUCUAGCUUGUUAGUUCUUACAUUCCAUUAUUGGAAUGGAAUGUAAGAACUUGUAUGAGACAAAAGAGAGGGGGUCCGCAAUACCAGGAUGACAUAAAUAAUUGUACACAGAAUAUUGAUUUGAGAUUUAAUAUUUUAUUAGUGAACCAAACUGGAAGCUUACACGAAGAAAUGUGCUGCUUCCCAAUUCGCAUACUAUCCUUCCUAAAUAGUAUUCGAAAAUAGAAUGAGUAUGUUCCAAAUCGUAGUAUGUGUAAAGAAAGUAUGCCAAAGAUUCCCGGAUGGUCUACUACUUCCGGUUAGAUUUCGAAAUGCCGAUCAAUGCACACUCUUAACGCACGAACAUUCGAUUAGAACUACAACACGCAUAAAAAGUGUUACAAAAAACAAGCAUGGCGGAUACGGGCGACCAACGGACAGGUAGGGAAAGUGGUUUGAGUAAUAAAUAUUCUUAGAAAGCGAAUAGCGCAGACUACAGUUACCUGGAUGAGGCUGUUAUUAGUUAGUAACGUUACCUCAGAAUGUGGGGACUGACCAUUUAGAAUUGAGUAUUCUGUGUAGCCGUGUAAUAAUAUCCAAUUAUCCACCUUUUUCUUCAAAGCGUAA